GUACCGUCAGUCAAACUGAGUUGUACUAAAGGAGUAGAUUUUCAUUUUGUAAAAAAGGAGAGCUGUUUAUAGGAGUUACAGAAUGACGUGUUCUUGCGCCGGCUUUUUGGACGCGGUUCGCAGGCACCUGUCCGAAUUCCUCAUUCACAUUGGAAACGAAAUAUCGCCAGAUUCCCACGAUGUUGAGCCACGGCAGGAGGACUUCAACCUCUCAUCUUCGUCCCUUCUUGCUCUUGCAUCCGAAGAACUACAUGUUGGGCCACAAGAAGAUCCCGAGGCUCGUCUCGCUCCAAACGUCCCGCGUGGUGCAACUACACCUGAUGAACAUGUGGAAGCGCCGUCUGCCCCCGCAGCAACGCAGCCGCGCCCGCUAGUUGAAGAUGUUGAAUCUGGCCCUGCAAUUGUGUCAGUCGAGGUCGAAGGAGUUGUGCGAGACGAUGGAGCGAUAAUUCCAGCGCCGUCUACAACGACCGGAUCUUAUUUUCUGGAUGAAAUGUUAACGUACGUUUUUCCGAUUAACUGCGCCAAGGCCGCUCUUGCAGACCACAUCCGCGACGGAGUUGGUGCUGCUCUGCCCGAGGACAAUUCAAACGAUGUGGAAGUAGUACCCCUGGUCUUCAACGUGUUCGGCUCAACCAUGCUCGUCAGUGAGCGGAGCGAAGACGGUCUGCCGUACGUCGACAUCCCAUCGUAUUGCUCGACGACCGGGCGGGCGAGACGCGUCUACGCGGAGCCCGGGGAUGAGAAGGAAUACUUCCUGUUCGUGUGGCGUCACGUAGCCAACAUUCUGCUGGACGACCUUCUCUCGGACUACUCGGAAGCUCUGUCCGCAACCAAGGGCGCGGUGCUUAUUGCGCGCACACUAAAGAAGAAAAUGCAUGGCGGGGUCCCGAUUACGGAAGAGUCCGGCAUCGAGUACUAUUCUGCUGAAGAAAUUGAUGGCUCGGGUGAAGUCCAGAACGCGCUGGCCUACUUGCAGCUCCCGUCGCAGCCACUGGUAACGGCUCUGCACCGCCUGAACAGAUUUAUUUUCAAUCCGGACGUUCUCGAAAAACGGCUCUCACCUGCGACAUACGCUGUUUUGCGGACUGUUUUAAAACUUGUUCCCGGGGCACCCACACCUUUUCCUAGAAUCCAUCCGGGCGACAUUGAGCUCACGCUCGAUGGAGCCUCCGGCGGGCGGCGGGGGCCUCGAUGGUACUGGCACUACGAGUUCGACGACGUGGAUUAUUUUCAGCGGCUGAUGUCAUUGCGUUCUCGGUACAACAAGGCGACGGGCGGGCCGGGAGAUGCGGCGCAUGGUGCGUUGAUGAGGAUGAUCCAGAUCCACCCGGAAAGCAGUGUGAAAUUCGGUGGUGAACGAGGUGGAGUGCACGGAAAAAUCGAAUCGCUGAUCCUGUGCGAGAGGUUUCGCGAACAUGUUCAGGCUGCAGACAAGAAACUGUUGUGGCGAGAGUUCCUCCGACAGGCAAUACCCGAGAAAACCCGCGAUGAAAGCUUCUUUUCAUUCUGCUGCUUUCAGCCCUUCGAGUGCAAAGUACAGGGUUUUCUAAGCGAGGAAGCUUUCUACACGGAAUGUCUCCCAUCUUCGACCGAGGGAUGUGGUGGCUCAUCAUCUGGCGCCGCUCACAUCUCGUCUUCAUCCAGCUCUAGUAGUAAGUCCUCAAGAACAUCUUCAUCAGCCUCCUCAACAAAUUUGGGUCAGAACGAGCGGACCGCCACCUCACCUUCGUCAACAUGCAGCGUUGCAGCGACCUCCAAGCGUUCGUCCAGCAAGACCGAAUCCUCAUCGAGCACCACUGUUGGAGAGGAAGAGGACCUGCUGUGUCUGAUUUGUUGCGACAAGAGAAAGGAGAUCGCGGUGUCGCCAUGCAACCACUGGAACUUCUGCACGGCGUGUUUUGUGAACCUGUUGGAACGACGAACCGAUGUGAACGAAGACACGCGGAAGCGCGAGCGUGAGGCAGUGGAGGGUUACCACGUCCGCCGGGGAGGUGCGCUGACCAUGUCCAAGGACUUGCAGUGCCCCCUUUGCAGAGUCCCUGCUAAGGGAUGGCUGCGUAUCUUCGGUUAG
Amoebophrya sp. A120 is the source of this 2074-nucleotide messenger RNA. The record is from the annotation of a GenBank genome assembly. NCBI's taxonomy places the organism in Eukaryota, Dinophyceae, Syndiniales, Amoebophryaceae.